Molecule: messenger RNA, 1368 nt
Organism: Scophthalmus maximus (turbot)
Lineage: Eukaryota; Metazoa; Chordata; Actinopteri; Pleuronectiformes; Scophthalmidae
Product: protein rapunzel
Exons: 3
Coding region: 385-1068 (227 amino acids)
Source: RefSeq, a predicted model, not a curated record
GUGAAUUGCUGCCCCCCUCUGGUGAACACGAGUGUUUUAAGGAGAAAGAUGAGAGAAGGAGCCAAACAGAAAACUGCUGUUUCGUUACGUCUGUGUGUCUCAUGGGCCUGUUUCAACCCGCGCGGCGUCGUGGUCGCCGGCUGUGUGCGUCCUCUGUGUCGGCACAACACGGGCGCCCUGGUUAUCCUUGUGACUGUGAUGUAAUCUCGCAGUGGAAUGUGCCUGGAGUGCGACUGCAGGCCUGCCGAGCAGUAACCGAGUUUCAGGAAUCAUCCUGAUCGGGACCAGCGUCACAUUUGCACUUUUGACGACACAAGCCGAAAGCUCCCGGGAGAGACACUCCACACGUUCACAUCUCCUCACGGCGACCACGACAUCUGAACCAUGAUGGACGAGGAGAUCCGCGAGGACCGGGCCAAGCUGAAGCAGGGCCUGGUCAAAGUGCUCCAGUGUGUGGCCACCAUCUCCUCGGCAGCGGCCGUGGUUAACCCCAUUUUCGGCGUGGCCGGUUCCCUGAUCCGGGUGGUGCUGCACCACGUCGACGACGAGGACAUCCGCACCCUGAAGCGCGAGUUCGGCUCGGUCAACCUAGCGCUGGACCAGCUGUCCCUUCAGAAUCGCAACACGCUGGUGCAGAUCAAGAAAGAGACGCUGGACGGCCAGUACUGCAAGGUGGAGGAGAACCUGAAGAACCAGUUCAGGAAGUUCAUGGAGAUGGUGGAGGCACGGCCGGAUCUCCGCGAGCGCAAGAAGGACGACUUUGAGGAGAGCUACGCCACUGACUUGGGCGACCAGAACCUGCACACGCUCUACGACGGCGUGGUGGGCAAACCGAAGCUGUUCAGCAGGCCCAUCCUGGAGGUGUACCUGAAGCACUCGCAGGGCGACCGCCGCACCAUGGAGCGACUCUGCACUCGCCUCACCUACCUGUUCUGCAUCGGGCUCAUCGCCCUCAUGGGCUACGCCGCCGUCAUCGGGGACGACGAAGAGAGCCUGAGCGAGGAGUGGGCCGAGAAGAUGGAGAAUGUGCAGGAGAAGAUGCAGGAGGCCCUUUGCAGGUGCAAAUGAAGGAGACGCGUAAUGAAGAGCUUCGUUUUUUCUCCACGGCUGCUUUUCCUUCGGAUUCAGGACUCACUGGUCCACAUUCCUGCUGUAACUCCUUCCUCUAAGGUUCCAUCUCUCCCUAUAAGCACUUUGUCACCAUCUUGGUUCACCGGAUAAGAACCCACUGAUAAAAUUGAGUAACGGUGUUUCAUAUUAAAAGAAAAAUCACUUAAGUUGUCCAUCUUGCUGCAAAUGCAGCAGAUCGUCACGUAGCUUCUGUCCAGGCUGAGGUAAAGACAACAAUAUUAUAGGAUAAUAUAUUGU